Molecule: messenger RNA, 372 nt
Organism: Trichoderma citrinoviride
Lineage: Eukaryota; Fungi; Ascomycota; Sordariomycetes; Hypocreales; Hypocreaceae
Product: NADH dehydrogenase, alpha subcomplex, subunit 6
Exons: 5
Coding region: 1-372 (123 amino acids)
Biological process (GO): response to oxidative stress
Source: RefSeq, a predicted model, not a curated record
AUGGCCGUUACGCCGACCCAAUUCGCCAAGAAGACGGCGCAGUCGACCAGCUGGUCGGAUGCGAAGCGUCGAGUCCUUUCUUCCUACCGCGAAUGGAUCCGAGCUGCGCCGGAAAUCCAGACCAUGUACAAUGUCCCUCUACCCGUCUCGGCCCUCCGGACGCGGAUCCGACAAGAGUUUGAGCGACACCGAUUCACGAACCAGCUGCCCGUAGUCGACGUCCUCCUUUUCAAGUCCCACGCAGAAUACCAGGAGACUAUGAACUUCUGGAAGCAGCAGACGCACAUCAUGGCUUACUUCAGCGACAACUUUAGAGGAGACAAGAGGCUCCCGUCCAGCUUCAUGUCUGGCUUCUUAGAGGGCCGAAACUAG